AAGCCCCGCCACGCCCCGCCACGCCCCGCCACGCCGCCCUGUUGCUCUUUGUUGCUGCAAGAUUCGUAAGCACGGUGUGAGUGUGCAAGGCGCGCAAGGCCCAGGAUGGAGGCGCUGGCGCCGCUGGCCGUCGAGCACCGCCUCGUGCUGCUGGCCGUGGCCGUGGUGGCCGUCAACUACCUCCUCGGCUGGACGGCGACCGUCGCCGCGUCCACGCAGAUCGUCCUCGCCGUGCUCGCCGUGGUGGCCACGCGCUACCGCCGCCGCCUACUCAUCGUCUGCAGGACACUGCCCCGCGACCUGACGUUCGUGCACCGCUACCUGUGCAUCAAGUGGGCGGCUAGCAGGUACCGGCGCAACAAUGACUCCGUGCCCGUCAUCUUCGGCAAGGGCGCGCGCCGCCACCCCGACAGGGUGCUGCUGCGCUUCAACGACGAGCAGUGGACCUACAAGGACAUCGACGAGCUGAGCAACCGCGUGGCCAACGCGUUCCUCGCGCAGGGCUUCAAGAAGGGCGACACGGUGGCGCUGUUCAUGGGCAACUGCCCGCAGUACGUGUGCGUGUGGCUGGGCCUGUCCAAGAUCGGCGUGGUCAUCGCCUUCGUCAACCACAACCUGCGCAGCAUGCCGCUCGUGCACAGCGUCAAGGUGGCCGACUGCUGCGCCGCGGUCUUCAGUCCGGAGCUCGCCGACGCCAUGCUGGAGGUCCGCGGCGACUUCGAGACCCCCCUGAGGCUGUUCCAGCUGGGCGGCGAGGGCCCCAAGGGCGGCCCCGUCGAGCUUCUGCAGCCCCUCCUGGACGGCGCGGCCGCCAGCGCGCCCGACUGCACGCCGCCGGGCUACCGCGACAAGCUGCUGUACAUCUACACGUCGGGCACCACGGGGCUGCCCAAGGCGGCCAUCCUGCCUCACUCCAGGUACCUGUUCGCGACGCUGGCGGCGGUGCACUCGCUGCAGCUGAAGGAGAGCGACGUCAUCUACAACCCGCUGCCGCUGUACCACACGACGGGCGGCAACGUGGGCAUCGGGUGCGCGCUGGUCGCGGGGCUGACGGUGGUCAUCCGCGCCAAGUUCUCGGCCUCCGCCUACUUCCCCGACUGCGCCAAGUACAAGUGCACGGUGGCGCAGUACAUCGGCGAGAUGUGCCGCUACGUGCUGGCGGUGCCCCCGCGGCCGUCGGACCGCGAGCACGGCGUCCGCCUGAUGCUGGGCAACGGCAUGCGCCCCACCAUCUGGAGGACCUUCAUGGAGCGCUUCAACAUCCCCAACGUGGUGGAGCUGUACGGCGCCACGGAGGGCAACGCCAACAUCGUGAACUUGGACAACACCGUCGGCGCGGUGGGCUUCCUGCCCCAGUCGCUGCCGCAGUCCAUCUACCCCGUCGCCAUCAUCAAGACCAACCUGGAGACCGGCGAGAUCAUCCGUAACGAGCGGGGACUCUGCGACCGGUGCGGCGUUGAUGAGCCGGGCAUGUUCAUCGGACUGAUCAGCAACAGGGACCCGACGCGGGAGUUCCACGGCUACGUCGACAAGGAAGCCUCCAAGAAGAAGGUCAUCGAGGACGUCUUCGUCAAGGGGGACAAGUAUUUCCUCACCGGCGAUAUCCUGGUGAUGGACGAGCUGGGCUACAUGUACUUCAAGGACCGGACGGGGGAGACGUACAGGUGGAAGGGCGAGAACAUCGCGACCGCCGAGGUGGAGGCGGCCGUCGGCGCCGUCCUGGGGCUGCGCGACGUCACCGUGUACGGCGUGGAGGUGCCCAAUGCCGAGGGUCGAGUGGGCAUGGCCGCCUUCGCCGACCCCGACGACACCGUGAGCAUCGAGGGGCUCGCCCAGGGCGUCGACAAGAUGCUGCCCUCCUACGCCCGGCCCGUGUUCCUCAGGAAGGUGGCCGCCCUGGAGAUGACGGGCACGUACAAGAUCAAGAAGUACGUCCUGCAGAAGGAGGCUUAUGAUCUGAAUGUAGUGAAGGACCCGCUUUACAUCAGGAGCGGCAAAACUUACAUUCCUUUCACUGCCCAGGAAUUCCAAAGUCUUCAGACCGGACAGAUUCGCCUGUGAUACAACUACUUUUCCUAAAGAACCCACUUUUUAGAGAAGACUGUCAAGAGAGAGACGCCUGUUUGAGGAGGGAGUCGUAUGUGAUACUGACAUGAAGAUUGUUCACAAAAUGUUUGCGCUGAGUGUGGGAUAGUCCUCAUGCCAUAAAACUAAGUCGCAGUGGUAGUUUUUAAGUGGGAGGGGCGGGGUGGGAAGUCAGCUCGGGCAUAUCAAAUGUGUGAUAGGACUGUCCUUAUUUGUGGAAAAUAAAAGUUUCUUUUGUUUGUAAUGUUUUCAUGAAUUAGAGUCGCCACAACGAAUGUAUUAUACACAAUAUUGUUAAUUUAAUUGUGUAAAUGUGUUGUGAUUGGUUUCUCGUUGGAGAAAUACAUACUUUUUGUCAAAAUUUCGAUGAAAAGUGGGAGUACAACAAAACGAAGCCCCAUUUCUUUCUACAUCUUGCCGUAAAAUCAUUGCCAAAUGUGCAGACAUGUGAGUUUCUCUUGAAAAACAAAGCAUUAGGUAUGUACCUCGCAAGACGUAUACGCUAACGUAAUAAAAUAUUUCUUUUUACUUGUUUUAACAGCUUCAUUUGAA
This is a messenger RNA of Thrips palmi, 2637 nucleotides long. RefSeq names its product long-chain fatty acid transport protein 4-like. Gene Ontology annotation, molecular function: long-chain fatty acid transmembrane transporter activity; long-chain fatty acid-CoA ligase activity. NCBI's taxonomy places the organism in Eukaryota, Metazoa, Arthropoda, Insecta, Thysanoptera, Thripidae. Gene Ontology annotation, cellular component: endoplasmic reticulum. The record is from RefSeq and is a predicted model, not a curated record. Gene Ontology annotation, biological process: triglyceride homeostasis. The transcript is spliced from 12 exons. Bases 106 to 2061 code for a protein of 651 amino acids.